Monosiga brevicollis MX1 is the source of this 1557-nucleotide messenger RNA. RefSeq lists its product as uncharacterized. NCBI's taxonomy places the organism in Eukaryota, Choanoflagellata, Craspedida, Salpingoecidae. Gene Ontology annotation, cellular component: plasma membrane. Gene Ontology annotation, molecular function: ABC-type transporter activity; ATP binding; ATP hydrolysis activity. The transcript is spliced from 7 exons. The record is from RefSeq and is a predicted model, not a curated record. Bases 1 to 1557 code for a protein of 518 amino acids.
AUGACCGCCGUCGACUUGCACCAGAGCAAGACAGUCUAUAGCCACAUCAGCGGCUACAUUCGACGAGGCGGUAUCACCGCCAUCCUUGGAGCCUCCAGCUCCGGCAAAUCCGUUUUGCUCAAGGCCUUGGCUGGUCGGGGUCAUGAGAUGCCCGACCUUGAGCUGCGCGGUACCAUGGUCCUCGACAAUAAAAGCACACCCCUCAACGACUUUCACAAGCCUGCGGUUUUUGUACCACAACACGACGAUGGUCUGAUCGGUGUCAUGACACCGCGCGAAAUGUUCACCUUUGCCGCCAAAAUGAAGAACAACCUCGACGACACCGAAGUGACCAAGCUGGUCGAUGACACCCUCGAUCGUGUCGGCUUGGCACACGUGGCUGACCAACAAGCCGGUACCAUUUAUCGCCGAGGCCUCUCCGGUGGGCAAAAGCGCCGCUGCUCCGUUGGCAUCGAGCUCGUUUCAAGCCCGAAGUUGCUCUGCCUCGAUGAGCCUACUUCGGGCCUUGACACGUCCUCGGCCAUCGACCUGAUCCGCACCAUCCGCGAGCUCGUCACGGCCUCUGAUGGAAGCAUGGGGGCUGUUCUUUCCAUCCACCAGCCCAACAACGAGAUCCUCUCUUACUUUGACGAUAUUAUUAUCAUGGCCGAUGAAGGUUGCGCUUUCUGCGGGCCCGUUGAAGAUGCCGUCCGCUACUUUACCAGCAUUGGCCAUCCCCUGCCCGUCGGGACCACUCCGACAGACUUUUUUCUUCAGGUCGAUACCAGCAACCAUUGUUUGAAUGCUGAUGUCUCGUGGGCAAGCCUGUUUACGGCGUAUCACGGCACCGACGCUGGGGCACCAGUGCCUGCGCACCCACAAGUGGCACCCAAAGCUGUGGUUGCUUCUGAAGGCUCCCGUUACCUGACACUGACGAACCAUUUUCUGACCUACUAUUGGCGCGAGCGUUCCGUGUAUCAGAUGCGCAUCCUGCUCUACGCUAUCAUGGCCAUCUUCCUGGGUACUUUGUAUUUGCGUAUCGGCGAAUCCACCAACAACGUGCCUGAAAUUGCGGGUGCAGCCUUCUUCAGCAUCUAUGUAAUUCUCUUCUUCUCCGUGGCCAACGUGGCCGUGCACAGUUUUGAUCGCUUUGUGAUGGUCAACGGUUAUGCCAGCAAUCAAUUUGCACUGAGUACCUGGAGCUUGGCCCAGUUUACGGCGGCUCUGCCAUACACAUUGGCAGGAGCGUUGGUGUAUCAGUUGAUCUUUCACUGGUUGGCCGGUCUCAACGACUCGUUUGCUUCCUUUAUCUACCAAGUGCUCCUGGCAAUGGUGCUGCAAUGGGUCAUGGAAGCCAUUGAUUGGGCAGUGAUUGAAACCAUGCAGAAUGCCAUGCUCUCCGUCACCAUGAGCAUGGUUCAACUUGGCAGUCUUUUCCUGUACUCGGGCUUCUUCAUUCGGGUUCGUAGAUCCUGGGUCUUGCUCAUCUGGUUGUGUCUAUUCUUCCAUCACAUUCACCUGGCGUGCAGCACUCACUUUGGCAUCGCCGUUGCGUCUCUGGCGUCUGCCGUUUGCUAG